This is a messenger RNA of Macroventuria anomochaeta, 2220 nucleotides long. RefSeq lists its product as uncharacterized. NCBI's taxonomy places the organism in Eukaryota, Fungi, Ascomycota, Dothideomycetes, Pleosporales, Didymellaceae. The transcript is spliced from 2 exons. Bases 107 to 2041 code for a protein of 644 amino acids. The record is from RefSeq and is a predicted model, not a curated record.
CCGCUCGUUAGCUCUCAAUGCUUUGUAAAAGAUCUCCGACAGUUGCGCAUCAUGAUAACACACUGUCCAUAAGUUGCUCUGCAGUGCAGGCUUCUAUGCAAGGGACAUGGCCAAAUUCGCAGCAACCGCGACCGCGGCACCGGUAGACCUCGAGACUGGAGAAAGCAGGGACCAGAUCGCCGCUACUGGAUCAUCAUCGUUCACCCCAGACACCCCAUCGAAAGCCGCGACACCUCGAAGGAGUUUUGAAUUUGAAGAUCGCCAACCUACCCAACGUUCAUUUGUGACGAAGACAUGGAGGAAGGCAGAGGAAAGGCUUCCCGCACCGGUCACGCGAUGGAGUCGCAAAGCGGUCGCGUGGAUCAAGGGUCCAGAACCACCUGUGUUGCACCGCAUCAAUCCGCUAUUCGAGCCUAUACAAACAUAUCCGACGCGCCUGAUUGCGCGCCUGCCUAAACAAUUGCGCAUUUGUCUCUUCGCAGCUGCGUUCAUACUCUGGGUGGUGCUCUUUGGUGUCAUCAUCAGCGAUUUCAGUCUGCCUACAAAUCUUGCGGGCUAUGGAGCGCCAGUCCGGCUCGGCUGUGCUACACAAUUAUGGCCCAAUGCACAAAGUUGCGGCAUAGACGGACGAAAUUGCCUUCCCUUCGACGACUCUGCAUUUGCGUUCAAUUGCCCAGCAGACUGCGCAGGCACCCAAGUCCUGAAUCCUCGAGCAAUCGGUAACCAAUCAAUCGUAUACCGCCCACUGGUAGUGGGUGGCACACAGGAUACUGCAACCGACAAUGCACUUGUGUACCGCGGCGAUUCGUUCAUCUGUGGAGCAGCUAUACACGCAGGCAUCAUCAGUAACGGGAGGGGCGGGUGUGGAGUCGUAUCCCUUGCGGGUGAGAGAGAUAGCUACGGUUCCAUCAGCAGGAACGGCAUCUCGAGCGUUGGCUUUGACUCCAGCUUCCCUCUGUCAUUCGAGUUCAACCAGACGGCGCAGGUUGUCAGUGCUUCAAAGAAGUGUCGGGACCCGCGAUGGGAUCUUCUCGUCCUUUCUACCAUGUUCACGGCCCAGUUUGCCCUGUUUACUUCCAAGCCUGCCACGUUCUUUGCUCCGAUCUUCGUCAUCAUCUUCUUCCAGAUCGCCAUGGCUUCUGAUCCACCAUCAUACUCGAACUACCCCUCUCUGGCUUCCACGACACUUGGUCGCUUUCUGCCGGCGGCUUCUGUGGCUGCGCUGAUCUACCGUUUCAGCGUCCGCAAGACACUGUUGAACUGUAAAGCGCACGUGGAGAAGCCGAUUCUGUGGGUCGGUGGAUGUUGGGUAGGAGCACUGGGCAACUAUACGUUCGAGCGGAUUCCCAUCCAGCGGCUCACAUCGCACGACCUGCAUCAGCAACCUGGCGCCAUCACCGCACUGAUCAUCAUCGUACUGGUUCUGUUUGCUGUCGUGCUGUACCAAGCUUGGUGCUUCAGGACGGAGGGGCGUCUACCUAGGAUGCUAGGGUUGUACGCAAUACUGGGUGUUGGCCUACUGAUCUGUUAUGGUAUCCCGCAAUUGAGUCUUAGAAUUCACCACUACGUCCUUGCUUUGCUGCUCCUUCCGGGCACAUCAAUGCAGACUCGAGUUAGUCUCCUCUGUCAAGGAAUACUAGUUGGCCUGUUCAUCAACGGUAUUGCACGCUGGGGCUUUGAUCCUAUCUUACAGACUACGGCAGCUUUGCGAGGCGAUGCACAGCUAGGAUCCGGCAUACCAUCUGUCGUAGCAGCCGUCAGCGGCAGCAACAUCACAUUCACGUGGGACAGCAUACUGCGCGGCUACGAGGGUGUCAGCGUCAUCGUAAACGAUGUGGAGAGAUACAGAGGCGUUCACCCCGGCAGCGAUGGAAAAUUCACAUGGACAAGACAGGCUACAGAGAGCCCCGAGUACUUCCGCUUUGGAUUCACCAACUAUCUUCCGUUCGGCAGCAUCUCGUACAGCGACUUCACUAACGCAGGGAUCUGGUGGCUGAAUGGUACGUGGAGUGAUCCUGCGCCCGGGCGUACCUUGUACUGAGGUCGGCGCAGCCAAAGCAUAGCACAGAAGUUUAGGUGAACUCGUAUCUCAUAAUUUGGUGUCUAUCCGUACCGCAUAUGUUCUAUGUUUUGUCUAUCCAGUCUCGUGGCUGCGUGCCUCGUAUCUCGUUAUGCAACGCCCUUGAGAUGCUCAUAAUACAAUGCUUCCAUACCUGCAAG